AUGGAUCUCGAUUCUGUAAACGCCCUUGUGGCGGCCCUCGUAUCUAAUUACCAAGAUGGCGUCGAGUUUUACGCAAAGUGGCAGCGCAGGAACUGGCAGGAGAACCACUACGGAGACCGCGCAAAGGGCAAACAGGCAAGCAGUGGCAGUGGUGGCUGUUGCGGCAUGAGCGCUUCGUUGAACUUCUCGGCGCAUCGAAUCAGGGAAGCAUUUGACAAGGGCACGAGGAUUCUCGGGCAGGACUUUUCAGUCGGCGACGGUAUGAGAGAUUCUCUGUUGUCCAUAUAUUAUUCAUCCAUCCAUUCAACCCACACGCUGCUCCAUUCACCCAUCCAUUCCGAGUUGGAUAUACCAAGUCUGGGUAAGCCUGGUGCUGACUUGGACCCAUUUUACUGCUUAGAAACAUGUCGUGCGUCGCUGGCUACCAACUUGAGGCAACUCCAGGCACGUAUCAAUGUGCUGCGCAGUGCUGCACAGGGGGCUAGCCCGCCUUUGGGACUGUAUGCAGUCAUCAAGGCCUCCGAGGAUGUCCGCGUCUCGGCGAUCCGCGCGCUCAACGAGCAGUACCGACGGCAGGCCGCCGGGCGUCCGACUCCAACUGAGCUCUCAUUGGGAACCCGCAGAUCGCGGGCCACCCUGUCCUUGUCCGAGGAUGCGCUUGUGGCACUAGAUGCCAUGACGACGACGACGACGACGCUGACUGCCCAAGACGGUGGCGGACUCGGUAGCCGCUUGAACAGUCCAAGGCGGUCUCGUUACCUGGCGCUGCCAAUGGAAACCAUUGUGGACGGCAUUGCCACCCCCGUAUCUGCCGGUUCGCGGAGAUCCGGCCUAUUCUCCGAGCCACCAUCUCCGCCGCUCACGCCGACGAGGACCGAGGACUGGCAAUCGUCUCGUUCGAAGCGGUCCUCGGUCGUCUCGACCCGAUCCCGACCCUUGUCCACUGCCGCUCUCGGCCUCUUCUGUCCAGAGGCCAUGAGGUAUCAGCUUGACCCUGCGAGGCGCGUGACGGGCAGGGCCUGCAAAUGCGGUCAGGACCUCUCGGCACAGUCCACCGGCGAGCACUUGCCCAUGAAUCUCAAGGAAGGCUUCCAAAUGACACCUAGAUUCGUUGCCAAGUCCCAUCACGUCGGCGCUGGAUUCGGCUGUGUUCUGUGCAUCCCAAACGGCCACGUGGGCACGUUUGAGAGUCUUGCCUCACUUAAAGAUCACAUUAAUACCAGUCACGACAAGUGGCAGAUUCUACAUGAUCGAGACUUGGCGACGGGGUGCUGA
Messenger RNA from Pestalotiopsis fici W106-1, 1275 nucleotides. RefSeq lists its product as uncharacterized. Lineage: Eukaryota; Fungi; Ascomycota; Sordariomycetes; Amphisphaeriales; Sporocadaceae. Bases 1 to 1275 code for a protein of 424 amino acids. The record is from RefSeq and is a predicted model, not a curated record. The transcript has a single exon.